UCCAACUCUACUUUCUUUCUCGUGAAUCCCUCUCUCUCUCUCUCUCUCUCCUGCUUCUUGAAUCCCAUUUGCCAAACCCUAGCCCUAAUCCCGUCUCUUCUCCUGUUUCGAUUCUCAACCGAUUCAUACCUCAAGGCUUGCAUUCCGAGUUCGAUUUUGACCUUCACUCCGGCAUCUACGUUCUUGUCUCGAGCUUUGAAUCCCGUUGCAAUCUCAUAUUUCAGAGUCCAUCGCCGACGAAGUGGGGGGUACGAAUUAUGCUGAAUAAGAAGAGAUUCGGCAAGUACCUUAAGACCUUCACUCCGGCAUCUACAUUCUUGUCCCGUUGGUUGACCGGAUCGCAUAUGUCCACACUCUCAAGGAAGAGGCCAUCCCAAUUCCUAACCAGUUUGCGAUCACCUAGGACGAUGCCAGCACCCACAUCGACGAAGUCCUCUAUUGAUUCAGUCGGCACAGAUGGGAGUGAACUGGGGAAGAUCACGCUGGACAAGACUUUUGAGAGAGGGGACACACUCCGAGAACAAUGUGAGAAGAGGAGGGCUGAGGCUGCAAGGAUCCUGGAGAAGCAUCGUGAUAGGAUUGCAAUGGUGGAGAUCCCCUUCUUUGCAAUCUUUGUCCAAGGGCUUUCCAUCCAGAUUUUCUUGUUGUCAAGUAUUCCACAAGGAUACUGGUAUUGCCGAUAUCGUCAUAAUCUUCAUCAACGAGAGAAGUGUUUGGAUAGUAAUACUAAUGCAAUUGCAAUUGCUGCUGGGAGGGUUGCUUGAGAUUAUCCUAUAUAUAUAGAGCAAAUAUU
This is a messenger RNA of Dioscorea cayenensis subsp. rotundata (Guinea yam), 793 nucleotides long. RefSeq lists its product as uncharacterized. The coding region runs from base 258 to 764 and encodes 168 amino acids. The transcript has 6 exons. NCBI's taxonomy places the organism in Eukaryota, Viridiplantae, Streptophyta, Magnoliopsida, Dioscoreales, Dioscoreaceae. The record is from RefSeq and is a predicted model, not a curated record.